Molecule: messenger RNA, 1526 nt
Organism: Phoenix dactylifera (date palm)
Lineage: Eukaryota; Viridiplantae; Streptophyta; Magnoliopsida; Arecales; Arecaceae
Product: small ribosomal subunit protein RACK1z-like
Molecular function (GO): ribosome binding; translation regulator activity; protein binding
Source: RefSeq, a predicted model, not a curated record
UGUCCCAGUCCUACUCGAAUUCCUAGUCUCCCAACCGUCCGACUCGAAUUCCAAUUCUCCCAAACCUAGACCGCCGUAUCCCCUAUAAAAACCCUCUCGAACCCUCGCCCCCGAUUCCCUCCAGAGAAACAAACCAGCGGGAGGAACCUCGGCGGCGAAGGAGCGAGCGGCGACCGCGUUCCCCGACAUCGAGAUCCCACUUAUCCCCACCGCGCAUCAGCAUCCUACGGCGGCGAAGCCAUGGCAGAGACACUCGUCUUCAAGGGCACGAUGCGGGGCCACUCGGACGUGGUGACGGCGAUCGCCACCCCGUUGGACAACUCCGACAUGAUCGUCUCCUCCUCCCGCGACAAGUCCGUUCUCGUCUGGAACCUCACGAAGGACUCCCCCGUUGCCGUCGCCGGCGACUCCGCCGGCGCCUCUUACGGCGUCCCCCGCCGGCGCCUCACCGGCCACUCCCACUUCGUCGAGGACGUGGUCCUGUCCUCCGACGGCCAGUUCGCCCUCUCCGGUUCCUGGGACGGCGAGCUCCGCCUCUGGGACCUCGCCACCGGCGCCACCACCCGCCGCUUCGUCGGCCACAGCAAGGACGUCCUCUCGGUCGCCUUCUCCGUCGACAACCGGCAGAUCGUGUCUGCCUCCCGCGACCGCACCAUCAAGCUCUGGAACACCCUCGGCGAGUGCAAGUUCACCAUCCAGGACGCCGAUGCUCACACCAACUGGGUCAGCUGCGUCCGCUUCAGCCCCAACACCCACCAGCCCACCAUCGUCUCCGGCUCCUGGGACCGCACCGUCAAGGUCUGGAACCUCACCAACUGCAAGCUCCACUGCACCCUCACAGGCCACGGCGGCUACGUGAACGCCGUCGCCAUCAGCCCCGACGGGUCCCUCUGCGCCGGUGGCGGCAAGGACGGAGUCGCGCUGCUCUGGGACUUGGCGGAGGGGAAGAGGCUCUACUCGCUCGACGCCGGGGCCAUCAUUCAUGCUCUCUGCUUCAACCCCAGCAGGUACUGGCUCUGCGCCGCUACCCAGGACGGCGUCAAGAUCUGGGACCUCGAGAGCAAGUCCAUCGUCCAGGAUCUGAGGCCAGAGACGCCCACCAGCAAGAACCAGAUGCUGUACUGCACGAGCUUGAACUGGAGCUCUGAUGGAAGCACACUGUUUACUGGCUACACUGAUGGUGUUAUCAGGGUCUGGGGCAUUUCUCGUUAUUAGAAGCUAGCAGUUAUGUUAGGGGUUUUGGUCACAUAUUAGCAGUUGUUAGAAGUUAAUAUUAGAAGCGAGCUUACUACAGCAGUUUUGUCUGGGGCAUUUAUUUAUUUAUUUGAAAUGUUCUUUAAAUGGGAUGAGUUGUCUAGUUAAUUUGGAUUUAUGGACGAUGAUUUUAGCAUGUAGGCUAUGUUUUUGGAAUUUCAAGAUCAUUCUUGGCUCUGCCUACAACAUCCUUAUUUCUCUUCAAUAGAGUGGCGUUUAAGUUCACAUUGUAGAGGUGCUUUCAUGGUAAUGUUUUAAUUUGGUUGUUCAUA